GACAAACACACAGACAGAGAGAGGAAACACUGAGUUUAUAUGUUUAAUUAAAUAUAAAGUGAUAAUAAUAACCAUGUUGGGGAUGAAUGAGACCGACUUCUACCUGCCUCUGUCUGAGUACAGCUUCGAGCGUCGGUUUGACGAGAGAGGAGCGAUAGAGUGGAUGCAAGCUAACUGGAGUAAGUCGUUUGUGUUCAGCGCUCUGUAUGCCGCCCUGGUGUUCGCAGGUCAGCACUUCAUGAAGCCUCGACCCAAAAUGAACCUGCGGCGGCCGCUCGUCCUCUGGUCGCUCAGCCUCGCUCUCUUCAGUAUCAUCGGUGCGAUCCGGACCGGUUCCUACAUGUUUCACAUCCUGAGCAGCAGCGGCUUCAGACAGUCCAUCUGUAACCAGAGCUUCUACAACGGACCAGUCAGCAAGUUCUGGGCCUACGCCUUCGUCCUGAGCAAAGCUCCAGAGCUCGGCGACACAGCGUUCGUGGUGCUGAGGAAGCAGAAGCUGCUCUUCCUGCACUGGUACCACCACAUCACCGUGCUGCUGUACUCCUGGUACUCCUACAAAGACAUGGUGGCCGGCGGCGGCUGGUUCAUGACCAUGAACUACGGCGUGCACGCGCUCAUGUACAGCUACUACGCGGCGCGCGCCGCCGGCUUGCGCGUGCCCCGGCCGUUCGCCGUGUUCAUCACCAGCGCUCAGAUCGGGCAGAUGGGGAUGGGGCUGACGGUGAGCUGGCUGGUGUACCGCUGGAUGCAGCACGGAGACUGCCCCUCACGCCUCGACAACAUCAUCUGGGCCGCCCUCAUGUACCUCAGCUACCUGCUGCUCUUCUCCAACUUCUUCUACCAGACGUACCUGCGCCGCCACAGCGACGCCAAGACCAGCAAGGCCGAGUAGAGACCAGGGGCAUUUUGGGAGAUCUGACCGACUGGACUUGAGUCGUACUGAAGCCGCUAACGUUUAAAAAUUUUAAUCUUUUUCAUGUCAGAAGAAUCUGAAAUCAGCGUUUUUCCCAUCGAACAUCUGCAGGAUGGAAAAUUCUCUGAAUCAGCAGGGAGCUGUAGAUCUACACGCCGUUUGAUUCAUCACAUCUGCAGACUGCAAGCCGUUUGUUUCAUCACAUCUGCAGACCGCACGGCGUUUGAUUCAUCACAUCUGCAGACUGCACGGCGUUUGAUUCAUC
Messenger RNA from Sebastes umbrosus (honeycomb rockfish), 1178 nucleotides. It is a transcript of the gene elovl6l, whose product is annotated as ELOVL family member 6, elongation of long chain fatty acids like. The record is from RefSeq and is a predicted model, not a curated record. Lineage: Eukaryota; Metazoa; Chordata; Actinopteri; Perciformes; Sebastidae. Gene Ontology annotation, biological process: very long-chain fatty acid biosynthetic process; sphingolipid biosynthetic process; fatty acid elongation, polyunsaturated fatty acid. Gene Ontology annotation, molecular function: fatty acid elongase activity. The coding region runs from base 74 to 892 and encodes 272 amino acids. The transcript has 4 exons. Gene Ontology annotation, cellular component: endoplasmic reticulum membrane; endoplasmic reticulum.